Mustela lutreola (European mink) is the source of this 3066-nucleotide messenger RNA. It is a transcript of the gene GAS2, whose product is annotated as growth arrest specific 2. The record is from RefSeq and is a predicted model, not a curated record. Lineage: Eukaryota; Metazoa; Chordata; Mammalia; Carnivora; Mustelidae. Gene Ontology annotation, cellular component: actin filament. The coding region runs from base 485 to 1480 and encodes 331 amino acids. The transcript is spliced from 10 exons. Gene Ontology annotation, biological process: actin crosslink formation. Gene Ontology annotation, molecular function: actin filament binding; microtubule binding; cytoskeletal adaptor activity.
CAGGAACACCUAUUUGGCCUCCUAGUGUUAAAAUAAAGGCUCAGACAAGUCGGAUGUGCCAGCCAGGCGGGGGAAGUCCACCUUUCCCCCUCACCUAGCGCGGAGGUUCGCAGACGCCAGGCUGGGAAGGAGCCCUUGUGGCUCCUUGCUUCCUUCCCCCAACCUCUUAGACGCGGGGAGGCUGAUUAGCUGCAGCUGGGGUCUAGUUAGCCCGGCCUUUGAAAUCGAUCAAUGGGUUCCUUCUCGAGGAAUGCUCCCCCCUAACUGCGGAGGAGGGGGUGGUGGCUGUGGUGGCCUUCUCCAACAUGGGCGUCCUGGUUCUGACCGCCUAAGAGAAGUGCUAAACGCCCUGCAUUUGUGGUGUGGACGGACUGUGCUUUACUGGAGAUACAGUCAUAUGGCACAAUUUCUUUCACCCGGUGCAAAAAGGUCAUGUGAUUGCCACUGAGUUUUCUAGAAUCUUGGUUUUACGAGUGCAUAAAUAAUGUGCACUGCUCUGAGCCCAAAAGUGCGCAGUGGACCCGGCCUGUCUGAUAUGCAUCAGUAUAGCCAAUGGCUGGCCAGCAGACAUGAGGCUAAUUUGCUACCGAUGAAAGAAGAUCUGGCCUUGUGGUUAACCAAUCUAUUAGGGAAGGAGAUUACAGCAGAAACUUUUAUGGAAAAAUUGGAUAAUGGUGCCUUGCUCUGUCAACUUGCAGAAACUGUUCAGGAGAAAUUCAGAGAGGGCAUGGAUGCUAACAAGCCUCCAAAGAAUCUGCCCUUGAAGAAGAUUCCGUGCAAAGCCACUGCACCCUCAGGCUCCUUUUUUGCCAGAGACAAUACAGCAAAUUUCUUAUCCUGGUGCCGAGAUUUAGGGGUAGAUGAAACGUGUCUAUUUGAAUCGGAAGGUUUGGUCCUCCACAAGCAACCCAGAGAAGUGUGUCUCUGUUUGCUGGAGCUUGGCCGGAUUGCAGCCAGGUAUGGUGUGGAGCCUCCUGGUUUGAUAAAAUUGGAAAAAGAGAUUGAACAAGAAGAAACACUUUCUGCUCCCUCUCCUUCACCUUCUCCUUCAUCGAAGUCUUCUGGAAAAAAGAGUACGGGGAACUUACUGGAUGAUGCCGUGAAGCGAAUUUCCGAAGAUCCUCCUUGCAAAUGCCCAAACAAAUUCUGUGUGGAGAGGCUCUCUCAAGGAAGAUACCGAGUGGGAGAAAAGAUCCUCUUCAUUAGGGGUCUUCAUGGUUGUUACUAUGUCUCCACAGCCAAAGCAAAGCAGACAUUUAAGAUGCUGCACAACAAACAUGUCAUGGUCCGUGUAGGAGGAGGAUGGGAAACUUUUGCAGGGUAUUUGUUGAAACAUGACCCCUGCCGGAUGCUGCAGAUCUCCCGUGUCGAUGGCAAAACAUCCCCCAUCCAGAGCAAAUCUCCAACCCUUAAGGACAUGAAUCCAGAUAAUUACCUGGUGGUCUCUGCCAAUUAUAAGGCUAAGAAGGAGAUUAAAUGAAACUAGUUGGUCGCGAUAAGGGGACUCUCAUAAUGGCCUGUACCCACUUCUCCAGUGUAGUCAGUUUAGUCCACACGCUCUGAAAAUUACUUUGAAAAAAGGAGUAACAGACAGAAAAAUGUCAUUACUAUUGAAAAAUGUUCAGAGUAGCACUAUUUAUUUUGUUGCUUCUGUAGAAAAUGACCAAUUAAAUUCUAAACUCAGAUUUAAAUUAGAAAAAUUGUAGGCAAAUUAUUAUUUUUCAGUAUGUGAACACAGUAUUUAGUACAUGUUAGAAAUACAAUCCUAGCUAGAGAUAAAAACUGCUCUUAGAAGAAAAUAUUUAGGAUUUCUAGAUCAGUCAACAGGAAGUGCCUGCCUUAUGUCUACAAAAAGCACCCCAGACACUUUUAUAAUUGCAGGCUUUUUAAGCCAAAUUUUAAAAAGGUGACAAUUAGUGUGAUAAUACGUACUAAAAAAUCUUCAAUCACACCAUGAAUAAGUGCAGAGCGUUCACAACAGUAAUACUUUACUGGAAAGGCCACUUUAGAAAAGUUUACAUUCGCUUGGAAGAUGCCUUAAAGUUUAUUCCUUAUCUAUGACCAAAUAUCUGGGGUACUUUUGGAAGUUUUCAGUACACCCUUUAGAAGAUCGCUUAUGAAGUAUUUCAUACAUUCCUAAGCACAUGGCGGUGUUGAGACUGACUUAGUGUAAUUCACACACAUAAGCUGACAUACGUUUAUAUUUUGACAGUAAAUUGUACAGUCAAGUGUUCAUUGACUUCAUGUUAUUUUAAAGCAUUUUCUUAUGAAAAUAUAUCUUUAGUUAAUCCUACUUUGCUAUGCUGUCUAGUAAAGUAAGUAUACUGUAGCUUAUGUUGUUACAGACUCAUGUAUACCCUUGUAUACCUAGGACAGGGCUGUUUCAUACCCAUAAGCAGCAAACUAUUGUCCUCACUGAUUCAAGAAUUAAAAAGAUAAAUUAAAAAAAAAUUACCUGUCUCUAUAUCGAUGCUUCAUUCCGAAAUAAAGAUUAUCUUCAAGUGGCGACUUUCCCGGAGAGUUCUAGGAAGGGUCAAAUUAGGGCUAGCUAGUGCUUCUUCACUUUGGGCAGCUGGGUGAUGGCAUUGUUUGUUCCCCUGGGCAGAUAACCUAGAUAUUAUCAUAGGUAAUCCCUUAAGUGCUAUCUUGAGUAUCUUAAGUAUAGGCAGAAUUAAUUUGUCAUUCCUUCAUUUUUCAACAACAACAAAAAAUCCACCUUUCUUGCUCCAGUAAGUCAGGGAGGAAGCGUUUGUCACAUGACUGAUUUAGUCAAAGUGUAUACAACCUGUUAUUUGUGAAGUUUUUAAACAACAGGCAUUGUAUAAUUUGGUGGUACUGGAAAUGGUGGUAAUUGUUCUGGGGGAAAAAAAAAUUAAAAGUUUUGUCAGAAAUAAAAUCCCCUUGGAACAGUAAUAAUUGUAGUAUAUUUUAAAAUACAUUGAUUUGAUUUUUAUGUUCCUAAACUAAUAUGAGCAUUGAAUUUCUCUGUAUCUACAAUAAUGUUUUCAACAAAACUUUCUCCAGUGCUUACCUUUUUCCAUAAAUAAACCUAUGUCUUUUUUUGUU